AUGCUUGAAAUUUCGGUCUCGUUGAAUCCAGCUGGUUCUGUUGAUCCAUAUUCUGUUGCGUUCUUUUCUCCAGAUGAGAGAGGCAGCUACGUACAUGCGAGAGGCGUCUCCACUCAUCAUGUUUACAAACACAUCACGGAACAUGCUUCUACAGCCUUGCAAUACUUCCUCGAAUUUGGUACCGGAUCAGCUCUGUACUUUCCUCUGCUAUGGGUAUGCAGUUUUGAAUCCCUAUUUAGCCAACCGUGUAGUAAAUGUGGAAGGCUAUUAGCGAUGGAUAAAAAGUCUUCUUUAAUCCUACCUCUUCUACACCGCACUUACCAAAAUUUCCUCUUGCAGCCAACCUCGACGUUUGUGAAGCUUACCACGGUGGUUGCUCUCCAGAGGAUUAGGGAGGACCAAUAA
Messenger RNA from Eruca vesicaria subsp. sativa (arugula), 405 nucleotides. NCBI's taxonomy places the organism in Eukaryota, Viridiplantae, Streptophyta, Magnoliopsida, Brassicales, Brassicaceae. The record is from the annotation of a GenBank genome assembly.